This is a messenger RNA of Macrosteles quadrilineatus (aster leafhopper), 564 nucleotides long. RefSeq names its product peptidoglycan recognition protein-like. Bases 68 to 556 code for a protein of 162 amino acids. Gene Ontology annotation, biological process: peptidoglycan catabolic process. The transcript is spliced from 4 exons. Gene Ontology annotation, molecular function: N-acetylmuramoyl-L-alanine amidase activity; zinc ion binding. The record is from RefSeq and is a predicted model, not a curated record. NCBI's taxonomy places the organism in Eukaryota, Metazoa, Arthropoda, Insecta, Hemiptera, Cicadellidae.
CGUUGCCUUAUGGUUUUGCCUUUGUGAUUUCACAUAACAUCCAAAAAACUUGAUAAAUCUACUAACCAUGAACAUCCCAGAUGGACAUAAGAGGAGAAUGAAGCCACCGAAGGACACCCUCCCUCCCAACACGAUUAGGAGGGAUAAAUGGGAUGCUGUUCCACCCAAAGUGUUCAACUUUGGGAUCAAUCAUCCUGUGAGCAAUAUUCUUGUGGACAACUCGGGGACUGAACCGUGCAGCACGGAGGCAGAGUGUACCAAGAUAAUCAAGGACCUUCAGACCAACCAUAUGACAGUUCACGACAUGCCGGAUAUCAAACAGAAUUUUCUCAUUGGUGGUGACGGUAAUCUGUACGUAGCUCGAGGAUGGGUGUCUGAUGCAGCAUUGACUGGAGAACACAAGGAAAGACUAACAGAUACACUCUACUUCUCAUAUUUUGGCCCAAAAGGUAGGCAGCCGACGGAUAUAGAACUAAACACAUUCAACCAAGUUAUGGAUAUUGGGAAAAACAACGAGUUUAUUGUUGAGAACCCCAAAAUACAUUUAGAAUUAUAAAAGUAAAA